This is a messenger RNA of Phaedon cochleariae (mustard beetle), 1789 nucleotides long. The record is from the annotation of a GenBank genome assembly. NCBI's taxonomy places the organism in Eukaryota, Metazoa, Arthropoda, Insecta, Coleoptera, Chrysomelidae.
AAAUCAAGUCAAUCAACAGAACAUUAUUUAUGAACCAAGAAGUUAUGAACAAUAUAUCAAUAUAAACAAAUCUUAACAAAUUUUAUGAUCUUGUAUUGUUAAAAAAUUUUAAAUCGAAUAUUUGGGUUCAUUCAUUUACAACAAGAUACAAUUUAUCCAUUCAAACAUUAAACAUCUCUUAAAAAUAAUGUAUGACGAUGAUGCAUUAAUUGAUUUGGUGCAUAAAUAUAGUUUUCUUUAUGAUAAAACCCAUAAAUGGUACAAGAACAAGAAUGAGAGGGACAAAGGGUGGACUAAAAUAGGCGAUAUUUUGAACAUGACUUCUGAAGAAUGUGAGCAACGCUGGAUCAUACUUAGGAAUAGAUUUUGUACUGAAAUGCGAAAAGAGAAAAAUAGUCCAACAGGUUGUACCUGGAGACCAUGGUCUUUGUAUGAAGAUCUCAGUUGGUUGAAACCUCAUGUUAUUCCUAGAAAUCCUAGAAAGAAGAUCCUGCACAGUGAUGUCAGAUUGAUUGAUUUGGUGCAUCAACAUAGUUUUCUAUAUGAUAAAACUCACGAAUGGUACAAAAAUAAUGAUGAAAGAGAGAAGGGGUGGAUUGCAAUAGCAGAUAUCUUAAAGAUAAGUGCUGAAGUGUGUGAGCAACGUUGGGGCUUAUUGAGAAACCGAUUUUGUACAGAACUGAGAAAAGAAAACAAUACUUCAAUAGGAAGUACUUCAAGUCUGACUUGGCCAUUGUUAGAAAAUCUCAGUUGGUUGAAGCCUCAUGUUAUCCCUAGGCGAAGUAGAGGAAGCAUUCCUGCCCCAAGGUUACCAAAAGAUUGGGAUACAUUUCCUGAGCUCGAAACCACAACAGAGAGCAUUGUUGGGGAGUUGGAAGAUGAAAAUGAUGUCAGAUAUAUCAUAGCACAGCCAGACAAUGUUUGUGAAACUUUCUAUAGCCAUUCAACAGAGGCUUCACCGGAACAGAAUAGCCAACCGAGUUGUUCGGAAUCGGCAGCAAAGAGGCCACAGCCAAAAUUGGAAAAAAUAGAGGAAGAAACCAAAAAUGUGAAGAAAUCCAAGAUGCAAGAUAAUAAGGUAUUGGGCGAGGCACUUACAGGAGCAAUAAGCCAAUUUACCGAAAUUAUUAAGCAAGAAGGAAGGCAAUCAAAAGAGCAUAGAAAUGAUCCAGAUGACCUGUUCGGAACUAUGGUGGUGCAAUAUUUGAAAGAAAUUAAGGAUGUUAAGAAAAAAAUAUUGAUUAAGUCAGAUAUAUUGAGGAUUUUUGAAAACAGUUUGUGAAUGUCUUUAUGAAUGUGGAAGCAGUUAUUGUUAACAUAAAUUUAAGAACUCUUAACUUGAAGUCACAGGCUACCGAAGUAAAUUGACUAACUCAACCAAAUAUCUGAUAGCUUCAAAAAUAAGUUCAAUAACAAUAAAAAUUUUAAAAAAGGACCCAACCCAUUACCCUGAUCAAAAAGUGUACUUGUCAAUAAUAAAUAUUUUACCUAUAAAAACAUAUGAUUAGGAAUUAUAAGGAGGGAAUUAAAAUUAAUCAAAACACUUGAGUCACUGAUCUUAGACAUGUCUGAACUCUAGCAUAAGCAUAUAAUGCUGAAGUGGAUGUGUGUUGGAUAACUGUGGUUGCUUUCACACCGAUAUGGAUCAGUUUAGUUCCGAUAAAAAUGUUGCAAUGUCAUAUAUUUUUUUUCCUAUGUGAUAAGCCUAUCAGAUUUCCUACUCAUAGGAGCCUUUAGAAAGAAUGGGUGCUGCUAUGGUAGUUGGUCAGAAAUAUAGAUUUUUCGAUAU